Molecule: messenger RNA, 1253 nt
Organism: Bombyx mandarina (wild silkworm)
Lineage: Eukaryota; Metazoa; Arthropoda; Insecta; Lepidoptera; Bombycidae
Product: AN1-type zinc finger protein 2A
Biological process (GO): protein targeting to ER; proteasome-mediated ubiquitin-dependent protein catabolic process
Cellular component (GO): endoplasmic reticulum; cytoplasm
Molecular function (GO): zinc ion binding
Source: RefSeq, a predicted model, not a curated record
UACUAAAAAGUAACGAAUCAUGAUCGAAUGGCAUAUUAUUGUUUCUAUGAUCGAAAGUUUGAAUUAAUGGAUUGUUGUGGUGUGUAAUUUCGCAAUAUUAAAAGUCAUACAAUAAUUAAUGCAGUGACUACCUACACUAUAGCCUUUAUAAGUUCUGUUGGCAAAAUUCUCCAUCCUAUUCAUUAAUCAUCAUUUGACCCUAAGUGACGUAAAAAUUGUGAACAAUCGUGAUUAGACAAUAAAAAAAAAAUGGAAUUUCCUCAUCUUGGAAAAAAUUGUUCUUAUGAAUCUUGCAAUAAACUGGAUUUCUUGCCGAUGAAAUGUGGUGCUUGUCGUGAAGUGUUCUGCGCCGAUCAUUUUGCUUAUGCGAAACAUGAGUGCCCCGAGCCGAACGUACGUGACGUGCAAGUGCCAGUGUGUCCGCUGUGCGGGGCUCCAGUGCCGGGUCGGAGGGGUCAACCACCAGACCUGGCGGUUGGGGCUCACAUAGACAACCAGUGUACAUCUGAUCCUGCUGUAGAGAGACGCAAGAAGGUGUUCACGAACCGUUGUUCAUACAAGAGCUGCAAAAGGAAGGAGAUGGUGCCGCUGGUGUGUUCUGAAUGCGCACUCAACUUCUGUCUAAGGCACAGACACACGGCCGACCACUUGUGCGAAGGGAAACUUGCCGCCAAGAGGAGACAAGCCGCUAAGGCUGCCAUGGCCCGGAUGAGACAAAACGAAAGUCUAUGGAUCCGGAACGAGGCCCCGCUGCCCUCCGCUGUCAGCAGCUUCUCUGAGGUCCAGGGGAACAUGACAGAAGACGAGGCGUUGGCUCACGCGCUGGCGUUGUCGAUGCAGGAGAACGUGAACAUAGAGUCCGGCGACACCAGCCUCGCGCGCGCCCUCACCCGCCAGCGCGUCGGCGGCGACCAGCCCGCCCGCUGCACCGUCUCCUAACUUCGGUAGACAAUUCCAAUCUAUCUCUUUCACACAGAUAACUAGCAAAAAUUACCAUUUCGGCACUCGCAAGCAUUACCGUAGAUUGGGGGGAAUUGAGACCCUUUCCAAAUCGAACACAAAUUUUCAAUGGUUUUUCUUAGGGUAAUACUAAUAAAAUUGAGUUUAAAAUGGUUCCGGAGAUUUAAAUAUACGUUGCGCUAUUAUCAGUGGUCAGAGUAGGUAGAUUGAUUUUAUAUACUUGCGUCAAGAUGUUAUAAUAUGGACAUGCCAUUUUAUCCAUAAUGGUUAUUUUUUGAAAUUGAAAAAAAAGU